Messenger RNA from Lacerta agilis (Sand lizard), 1152 nucleotides. Its product is annotated as serine/threonine-protein kinase Chk2-like. The record is from RefSeq and is a predicted model, not a curated record. Gene Ontology annotation, molecular function: protein serine/threonine kinase activity; ATP binding. NCBI's taxonomy places the organism in Eukaryota, Metazoa, Chordata, Lepidosauria, Squamata, Lacertidae. Gene Ontology annotation, biological process: protein phosphorylation; mitotic DNA damage checkpoint signaling. The coding region runs from base 1 to 1152 and encodes 383 amino acids. Gene Ontology annotation, cellular component: nucleus; cytoplasm. The transcript is spliced from 4 exons.
AUGACAGAGGAGGAGGAGGAGGAGAAGGAGAAGGAGAAGGAGUUUAUAUAUAUCAUAUCAAAAACGUUGGGCACUGGUGCCUGUGGAGAAGUGAAGCUGGCCUUUGAAAGGGACACCUGUAAGAAAGUGGCCAUAAAAAUAAUAAAUAAACGGAGGUUUAUGGCAGAUGUUUUGCCGGAGAAUGACAAGCCUUUUAAUGUGGAAACGGAAGUGGAGAUUCUGAAGAAGAUUGACCAUCCUUGCCUUAUCAAGAUAAUAGACUUCUUUGAAGAAGAAGACUUUUACAUUGUUUUGGAAUUGAUGGAAGGUGGAGAGCUAUUUGACAAGGUUCUGUGUCCAGCAAGACUGAGUGAAGCAACAUGCAAACUUUAUUUCUAUCAAAUGCUUUUGGCUGUGCAGUAUCUUCAUGAAAAAGGCAUUAUUCACCGGGACCUGAAACUGGAGAAUGUGCUGUUGUCAUCUACUGAGGCAAAUUGCCUUAUAAAGAUAACAGAUUUUGGUCAAUCCAAAAUUCUUGGAGAAACAUCCCUUAUGAAAACAUGUGGUACACCUGACUAUCUUGCUCCCGAAGUUCAAAAUUUUGCUGAGACAGGAGGUUAUGGGCACUCAGUGGACUGCUGGAGUCUGGGAGUCAUUCUCUUUAUUUGCCUCUCCAGAUAUCCACCCUUCUCUGAUAAAAAUGCUCGUCUGUCUCUGAGGGAGCAGAUCGCCCAGGGAGAAUAUUACUACUGUGCAGAAAUAUGGCAGCAUGUGUCAGAGGAGGCCUUUGACGUUGUGCAGAAGUUGCUUGUGGUGGAUCCACGGAAGCGUCUUAAAAUAGAAGAGGCUUUAGAACAUCCCUGGCUUCAGGAUGAAAAUAUGAAGCACACUUUUCAAUGGUUAAUCACUCAAACACAGGAGCCUGUGCCUGCAUCAGAGGCGUCAACUUUGCCACCCACCAGCAGGAGGAAACGGCGCCACCCGCAGGAGCAGGCUGGUCCCUCCAAGGUGCAAAAAUACCUGAAGGAUGUUUUUAAAGAGGAGGAAGAUAGACAUGCAAAAUUGAAAAUCAAGACUGAGUUCCACAUUGAAGAUUUCUAUGACAAUGAUACCAAAUUCUUCACCAAGACAGUCCUGUGUUCUGAGCAAGUUGAAGUUACUGUGGUUUUAUAA